Molecule: messenger RNA, 848 nt
Organism: Dufourea novaeangliae
Lineage: Eukaryota; Metazoa; Arthropoda; Insecta; Hymenoptera; Halictidae
Product: NADH-quinone oxidoreductase subunit B 2-like
Exons: 3
Coding region: 83-727 (214 amino acids)
Biological process (GO): mitochondrial respiratory chain complex I assembly; aerobic respiration; electron transport coupled proton transport
Molecular function (GO): quinone binding; NADH dehydrogenase (ubiquinone) activity; 4 iron, 4 sulfur cluster binding
Source: RefSeq, a predicted model, not a curated record
UGUAAACAAGAUCUAAUGCACGGGUGCGCAGAAUCACAGUCUAGCAGACAACUCCGUGACGUGUUGUCUCAUCGAGUUGAAAAUGUUUCGCUCUAUUAUGUUUUCGCCCACUGUUAAUCAGGGCCUAGUGUCUCUGAUUCGCAAUAAUGUAGCCUUGAUAGGAUGCCCUGCAUCUUUGGCAACUCAGAUCAGGAACACAGCCACUGUACCAGAGAAAGUGACAAGAAAACCUUACAGUCCCUUCCAAAAUACGAGUAGCCUUGGAGAAUAUGCAGUGGCAAGAUUGGAUGAUCUUUUAAAUUGGGGUCGCAAAGGUUCUUUAUGGCCAAUGACAUUUGGUUUGGCUUGCUGUGCCGUUGAGAUGAUGCACAUUGCUGCGCCCAGAUACGAUAUGGACAGAUAUGGAGUAGUAUUCAGAGCUUCUCCAAGACAAGCCGAUGUUAUUAUUGUUGCCGGUACUUUAACAAACAAAAUGGCUCCAGCAUUGAGAAGAAUAUUUGACCAAAUGCCUGAACCACGAUGGGUAAUUUCAAUGGGAAGCUGUGCCAAUGGUGGUGGCUAUUACCAUUACAGUUACUCUGUCGUUAGGGGGUGUGAUAGAAUUAUACCUGUGGACAUAUACGUGCCAGGAUGUCCCCCAACUGCAGAAGCUCUAAUGUAUGGUGUACUACAACUACAGAAGAAGAUCAAGCGUAUGCAAACAGCUCAAGUUUGGUACAGAAAGUAAUGUAAAUGAAUUUGAUAAAUGUAGUAACUUGUGUAUAAAUAAUUUUGUUAUCAUACAAAGUGUAAUUAAGGUAAAGAAAUGAAAUUAUGAAUCGUUUUAAAUAGUGAUUAAAAAUGGUAAU